Messenger RNA from Mycena citricolor, 6138 nucleotides. Lineage: Eukaryota; Fungi; Basidiomycota; Agaricomycetes; Agaricales; Mycenaceae. The record is from the annotation of a GenBank genome assembly.
UAUUGCUCUUACCUUGAACUUCAACCAUGGCAAUGCAAACCAACCCUGGCACGACUCGGACUCCGAGCCUCACAGCCCGCAUGGGACUCGCUUGCUACAAAUGCUGCAAAGAAGAAGACGUGAAACUGUCGAGAUGCACGGGCUGCCUGAGAAUUUCGUACUGCAGUCCACGGCAUGUUAGGACGACUGGCGCACCCACAAGCCCGUCUGCAAAGCAGUCAGCAGCAUCGAAAAGAACCCGAUCGCAUUACCGACGCUCUUGUCUGAGGCCACGACGGAUCUUGAAGCUCUACGUGUCGUUGGAAAGGCUCACGGAAAUUACAUGACAUCGUCUCUUCAAAGGAGCCUGGGCCGACCAUUGGAGGCUCCAGAGUUGAGUCUGGUUGGAUGGGAACCGAGAUGUAUGGGAUGUACCCGCACUGAGCAACGUCUCCGCAUUGAAGCUGCUCAGAACGGAUCGACAUCGACAUCGACGUCCAGUGCACCGCGCCUGAUCCCCUGUCCCGCGUGCAACCUCAGCUUCUGCUGCUCUGCUGCGCACUGGUCAACCGCCCACGCCCUGCAUAACACAGUCUACGAAGAUGGCCCCGAUGGGCUGUCACAAUGUGCGCUCAAUCAACAGAUUCGUGGAGAUGUCAACUUUGAGAAUACCAUGAUUAGUACGGGGCACGAUCCCGACGGAUUGUUCGUGUGGGCUCCCGAGCGUCUCUGUCCGGCAUUCCGAACGCUCGCGGGAGCUGGGGGCUGGGAGCAGGAAUUUGGGGAGAUGAUGCGCAAGGAUGUGGGUAUUCCUUCUCACCGUCCGAUGGGCCCGUGGAUUCGUGCAAUGUCCGUUCAUAUGUCGAUGCCCAUGACGAUUCUGCAUGUGCUUGAGACGUUCGAUGGAGAAGAUCUCGGGUGGACCAAGAGAAAAGAGUUGACCAUUCAUCUCCUCGGAGCGUUUAUGAACGAGAUCGUGGGUGGGAUGGUUUUCGAGGAAAUAUUACAUCGGUUGCCUGGGCUUCAGACUCUCAAGUUGGUGCUAUGCGGCCCACAGAUGCCAGGGGGUGCGUUUCCACGCGAAAUUCCUAUGGGAACUUGCCCUAAGUGCUCGAAACGCGGACGAAAGCGGAUCCACGAGCACACUGCUGACACCUAUCAUUCAUACGUUCGCAAACAAGGCACAAAAUAUACACGCCCUGACCUUGCCAUUGCAUUCAAUUCGGGAGCGUCGCAAGAGUCCCUCCACACUUGGCCUGAAACUCUCAAGGUGCUGAUCGACAAGAAGGUGCCCUCAGUGUUUACGGCUUAUAACAAGGAAGAGGCCGAAGGCGAGGCAGCACUAUUGCGUGAAGCAGGAGCGAAGUUGAUUCCAGAACUCGGACCAUGCAAGAAUCCAUGGGCGAGUAUGAAGCUGAUUGCGGAGCCAAAUCACGUGUAUGGUUACACUGCCGUGAAUGGAUGGUUUGCUGGGGGUUUCAAGUCUGGAUAAAAGGAUGAUUGAAUAAUCAGUAGUUACGUUCAGUAAAUACCGCUUCCACAGAUCCAUCACUGAAUGGAGUAUUUUUUGGACACCCUACACAAUCUGCUUCGUUUCAAGUGCACAGGCUCAGUGCCGGUCAAUCAUCGAUGCGUCUGUGUCACGCGUGACCAUGCAAACGAUGGCAUCACCGUCACCCACUGCACCAAGUCUGACCCCUUCGCUGUCCUAUCAUGUUCCCGCUGAUAGAAUGCCCAUCCUGCUCUCCUUCUCCACAAAAGCGACGAAAAACGCUCCGGAAAACCAUCGACUAGCACCACACAGAAGCUACAGCAUCCAGUUCCGUCAUCAACAGCCUGAGACCCAUCUCUGUACUUUCACGUAUCGUGCACGUCCACACCUUCGCGAGCGGCCGCUCGACUCAGUCCAGGGAUGCACGCUCGUGUUCACAUGCCACGCCCAUAUACAGGCUGGUGAUGCAGGAGCAGACGCUUUGGCAUAUGCCGACGCCGCACACGAGUACUGGUCUCACCGAAGACACUUCCUGCCGUACCAGAGCCCGAGCGCGCCGGCAAUGCUCCAUCGAAUGUGCAUGCGCAUGCGUAUACUGUUGGGACACAAAACCUCAUUCAAGCUCGACGCGCUCAUGUCGAAGGCGUGCGGGAGCAGAUUUAGGAGAUUACAGUUGGGGCGGUCGCGUCUGAAUGCGUGAAGCUUGUCUGGGCUGGUCGAAGGCCACCGGAAGCUGCCGGACUUGGGGAGAUUGGGCAUCGAUGGGAGUGAGAAACGGGGAGGGAUACCGGGGGGUACGGCUGCCGCUCUACUGACAGCUCGCCUGGGUGGGCGGCAUCGACGCCGACGGAUCUCUGUGUGCGAGACUUCCCGGUCGACUUCGCCGCAGCCCAGGGACUGACUCGACUCGACAUCGCCCCAUACCUCUUCCGAUCCGUCCGGCUCCACGACGUUGUCUCAACCGCUGUCCACCCUCCAGGCCUGUCCGGAUCUCGAAGUUCUCAGGCUCAGAACGAACGCUCUAUCUGCGUCAGCUGGAGUGACACGCCCCGCUGCUAGGCUCCCCAAACUCGAGUUCCUGUGGAUUCAAGAGGAAAUCGACACCUCCGCGAACCUUUUGACGCAAUCGAGCCUUCUUCCAAACACGCGCCUACACAUCUUGGACUUUGGGGUGUUCCGCGGUGUAGAUAUUUCAGAUCUGCUCGUUCCCAUACGCAAACGUGAAUUCUGGCGCACCCAAUUUGCGGGCACUCAGCAUCCCAUCGUAUGUCAACGAAGACGGUCGACGUUCCCAUCUAAGCAUCCGCGUAUUCAUAUCUUCUGGGACGAAGAUUGACACGGAUCUUGUGCAGCUGGUGCUCAUCAUUCAUCACGCUAAUGAGGCUGCCCUUUGCUCGAUCGUGACGAAGAGCCUCAAGACGUUUCCGACCAACGACAUGACCUACCUCGACGCACGGGUAAAUGGCCAGUCAAUCAAGUCCUGGAAGACGGCACUUAAGCUCUUGCCCGCUCUGGAAUCUAUCUCCCUUUUCGCUCUGUGCUGAAUCUUGCUCCUCCGCCCGAUGCUGUGCGGCUUGGGCCGCGUCCUCAGGGUAUCCUUGACUCGUCUGCAGAGCAAUGUGUCGGAUGGCGGACUUGAUUCCGUCCUCCUCGAUGGCCGCAAAGAAGCACAAGGCACCGUCGUUGUGCUCUGGGUUUUUCGUCGGUCGACAAGAUGUUUGAGCGUAGGCACGAGUUGGAGGAGGUGCACGUCGAUGAUCAGCUCUCGGAGGUCAAGCGGAAACGCGAGUCGUGGGACCGGUUGUAUGCCCCGGUGAAGAAUCUCAAGGAGUUGGAGGAACGAUGCCUAUCCCGACAGUAUCGCGCACUAUCCAAUCAUUGGAGGAAACAGCGGAGAGAGCUCUUCGAGAGGAUCGCAGCUUCCUGAGCGAGCUGCGAUCCUUAUGAAGAGUACGGUGGUUUCUGGGUGCAAAGCACUGAUUGUACACAGAAUCCCAGAGCUAGUUGAUGCCUAAUUUACCGCUGCACGGUUCAUGUAUGUCGUCCUAGCGACCGGUCACGCAUCACUGGCCUGAUCCGACCCCCCUGCCUUGCAAAAUUUGCCAUGGCCCUGUGUCAGAGCGCACGGUUGGCUGGGAUCGCACCGGCGAUCCAAAGGUCCUUUGAAGCCCGGGCUUACAUUCACCUUCUUCCCUUCGAGUGCAUGUACGCUCCACCAUGCCGCGUUACCACCACCCACGAUGCCGACGCAUUCGGCUUUGGGGGAGAUGAUCGGAGUCAGAAUGCUCAACGCUUGCUCUUCAACGAGUGUAGGACGCGCUUUUGCAUGGGUCUGGCUUUCAUCCCCGCUAUCUUCUCUCGUUGCAGGGCGGGAACCUGAGCCCCGAUACCCGGCACUGCGUUGAGCACGGACUGGCGACUCGAGAGGGCAUGUGGAUCGAGGGCGCGAGGGGCAGCGAAUGUAUUAUAACAUGGGCAUCAUUUGUUUCGGACGGGCGAGGGUAAGCCACGAGCCUCGACUUUGCAUGCGUAGGGUGCUGUAAUGGGGUGAAAUCUCGGUUGUUGGACAUUUGAUAUGCUUAUAGGAAGCGCCGUACGUUGUCCUAUUAUCCGUAGUUCUGUCGGGCUAUCGGACUCGGGUAUCAGCCUUCUCUUCAUGCACUCGGAGCCAAGCCCCACAGAAGGACUGUGAAAUACGAGCGCAACCAACGACAUUCUGCAGAAAUGACAAUCAGAGCGCCGCCACCGCGCCUUCCAUUGCGUGGGCCGAGGAUGGAAGGAAUGGAAUGUUCCGUCGUCCGCGGCGAUGUGUUGCAUAUGCCCCUUUGCUCCGCGCUUUAUAUUCUCGAACGGCACAGGAUGUAUGGAUUCGCCUACGAUCUCACUCUGCCCGUGCCUGGCUCUCGCUUUUCCCGCCUCCAUCCGAACCCGCCGCCCUAUCCGCCGGGCUCUCCUCUUCCCCCCUCUCCUCUCCUCUGCCCGCCCAGCAUUAACCUCCGCCACUCUGUCGUUCCCACAGAUCAUCCCGAUGGCCGAUUUUGAAAAAGGCGACGACGACACGAUGUCGUGGCAGCAUUGCAAUCCGUCGGAUUUCCGGCAUUCGCUCGACGGCACCGUCAAGGCGACCACGACCGCAUCCCAUCUCGCCAGCUCAUCGUACCACCUCAAUCAUUCGCCGCAGUUUCCCGAAGGAUGCGCACAGGGCUAUUUGACCGUGUUUGGAGCCUUCGUAGCGCUGUUUUGCACGUUUGGACAGAUGAACACGUUCGGCACGUUCCAGGCCUGGUAUUCACAGCAUCAGCUCAGUGCGCUGGAGCCGUCGACUAUUGCGUGGAUCGGGUCGCUGCAGCUGUGGAUAUUCUUCUUUUCGGGCGGACCAAUCGGGCAGGUGUUCGAUGUGUAUGGCCCGCGGUGGAUCAUGCUUGCGGGGACAGUGAUCUAUGUGCUGGGGAUAAUGUUAACGAGCAUCUCGACGCAGUAUUACCAAUACUUGCUGGCACAGGGCAUUCUUUUUGGGCUGGGUGUUGGCUUGAUGUUCUAUCCCUCUUUGUCGAGUGUGUCGACAUACUUUUGCAAGUAUCGCGCCACAGCCCUCGGUGUAGUUGCCUCCGGCUCGAGUCUAGGUGGCGUGAUGUAUCCAGUUAUGCUGCAGCGAUUGUUCGAACGCGUAGGCUUCGCAUGGGGCGUUCGGAUCUCGGGCCUGAUAAGUGGCGCACUAUGUUGUGUGGCUUUGGCCACGGUCACACGCUAUGCGCCUCCAAAACAGCGCGGGGCUGCCUGCCGGGUCAAAGACACUUUGCGCGAUGGUCGGUUCAUGCUGCUCGCGGCAGGGAGCAGUUUGGUCGCUCUUGGUCUUUUUGUCCCCUUCUUUUUCAUCGUCGACUAUGCGCACGAUCUCCACGUUCCCGAAAACAUGACAUUCCCCGUGCUGGCAGUCAUGAACGCUGGUGGCGUUAUCGGCCGAAUCGCCCCAGCUUAUCUCUCUGACACUUUCGGCCGAUUCAACUUGCUCAUCCCCGCUGCUUUUCUCUCCGGUGCACUCUCCGUGUUCUUUUGGCUCUUUGCCCGGUCGCUGGUCUCCUUAAUGUUGUUCGCGGCUGCGUAUGGCUUCACAUCCGGUGCCUUCAUCUCGGUGAUUACACCCUGUGUCGCUCAGAUAUCGGAUAUCAGGCAAAUUGGGAGCCGCAUCGGGCUAUUGUAUACUAUCAUUUCGUUCCCAUCCCUCGCCGGCGGGCCAGCAGCCGGGGCCUUGCUCCAAGCGGGUAAGGGCUCCUACACCGGCACGAUUCUGUUCUCGGGAAUCGCCGUCAUGCUCGGGUCAUUUGUCAUCCUCGCCGCGAAACUCAAGAUUGAUUCGAGAAUAUUCGCGCGCGUCUAAUGUAGAAGUUGCUCAUCACGAUUACGCAAAGUCAAAGCCUCUCCGCCUGCCAGGGUCGACGCGAGCUUGCGCCUACCUCUAAAUAACGCUGUGCUGGCGGUGAAUGGCUGUUAUGCUUAUUACGACUCGGCGGGCUACGCCCUCGAGAUGUGGCGGUCGGGGCUGGCGGCACUGUGGAUCCUUGCCUCUGAGAUGUAUAAUGUACAUUAUGAAGGACCUCAUGUUCAAUUGAUUGCAUGCAUGCAUUGACUCAUCUUCCACGCACAAACCCGUCAUCACUCGUGAGCCU